AUGGGUCCUACAAUCAGGAUAAGCAAGCCAAAGGAGCCAGAAUCAAAGGAAGGUAAUGAACCGAAAUUGAAGAAGAUAAAGCUUAAGACAGCAGGAAAUAACACGCAAGCAAAACCUGCUCCCAAAAUUAAGCUGAAGCUGAAAAAAAGAGAAACGAAAAUCGAGAAAGAAGCAAGUCCCAAUGCAGCUAAACCGAUCAAACUAAAGAUUAACCUAAAGAAGAGAGAUGACGUGCAACAAACGGCAUCACAUUCACAGUCCCAGUCUCAUCAACAGACGCAACAGCGUAAGGGUGGUGCAGUAGUGAAGACUCCUAAAUUCAGAAUAAAGCCGGUACGAGUUCCAGGUGAAGGGUACGAUUCUGAAGCCAGCGAUGUGGAAGACGACCCAUUGAUUGAGGAAGGUAUUAUUCUUCGAGUGUUACCAGACUUGAGUGCAGAGUUUGUGAAGAACUCUAUUGAAAGUGGCGAUUAUUCUGGAGUAAGCAUAAAAUGGAAGGGUGAAAGACAUGCGGUAGUGAAGGUGAACAAUGUUCAGUACGGGGCUGUAUUGGUAGAUUUACCGAGUAUUAUCGAAGUGAACAAGAGUGUUGAUAGAAGGAAUUUGCUCAAGACAUUUGAUGUGAGCCAAAUGCUAAUAUGUGUUGAUACUAUAAACAAGGAGGAGGAUGUAUUUGCACUGCAAGUAAGCGAUACAGAGGAUCUCACGAAGAAGCACUUUGAAGAAUACAGCAAGGAGAUUCUUGAGCAGCGGAAGCAGCAGCUAAGAGGGUACAAUGGGGGUCCCUUAACGGAUGCCGAGAGCAAGAAUAUAGAUCAAAUUAUAAACAAGGGCUAUGAUUACAAGCACGGUAUAACGCCCCCAUUAUACAAUGCACGGAACCGUCGUUUCAGGCACAAGAUGGGGCCUACGGAGUUUGACUAUGUGGAGCGUACUGUGGAGAGAUUGCUAAAGCAAGACGCGGAAGCGGAAGAGUUUGGGUAUGAAUUGGUGAGCGAGGAUUCCCUUCCACAGCAGAGGUCUACCAGUGCGGUAAGCAUAUCACAGUAUGAGCAGAUGGACGAAGACGAUCACAUUAUGGAUUCGAUGGACACUACGAUCAAUAUCAAACCGCAAACAUCGCAGCAACAACAGCAUGCGCACUCGAGCCAUGUCAAGCAGCACCAUGGGGUUGCUGGCGAAGACGACGACCAUGAGGAGGAUCUUGAAUUAGAAUUAGAACAGGCAUUACAAGUGGAAGCCAGCGACAACGGUAUUGCCGAUGAAAGCGGCAGCAGCAGCGGCGGCGGCAGCGCAGCUGCAGCUACAGCAGCAGCAGCAACUUCAGCUUCAGCUGGCUCAGCUCCAGAACAAGGACAAUUGCUCGAGGAGACAGGAGACGACGUGGAGCAAGAUAACGGAGAGGACGAUGAGGAUGAGGACGAAGAUGAGGACGAGGACGAAGACGAAGGAGAAGAGGAAGAGAUCGAUGACGGUGUAAGUGGCUCUGGAAACAUGUCGAGUUCGAACGGUACGUCUGGAGUGAUGUCGCGGGGCAGUGUGAACAAGCCGGUGGACGAGGCCGCGCAACACGCCGAGCUCUUGCGUGACGAACUCCGGGAGUUAGAGAGCACGCUAGAGUUGAACCGUGGCAAGGCAAGCAAGACUACGAAUCCGUUGUUAAAGACGAGAUUUUUGGAGAGCAUCAAGAAGCUCGAGAAAGAGGUGGAGCUCAAGCGCAAGCAGCUAGGGGAGGCCACUGGCGAAGAAAUAUCCAGCACUGGCGAAGAAAAUUCCAACACUGACGCAGGUCAAGGUCGUGGUCAAGACCGAGAUGGAAAGGCCCACAACAACCUGGGCCAAGACGGUACGAGUGCGGCCGGAAUAUCGGACCACAAGGGCUCAAGCGGUGCCAAUAGCAACGCAGUAAGUGGUGCAGGCGGUGCUGGCGCAAGAACAAGCACAGGCACAGCUAAUGCUGGUGCCGGCUUUGAGCCGGACGAUGACGACGACGACGACGAUAUGGGCUUUGACGACGACGACGAUGACGACGAUGAAGACCAGGACCAGGACCAAGACCAGGACCAAGAAGAGCCAAGACAACCUACUGAGGAGUUGGACCAAGACGACAUGGACAUGAUGUUGCUAUUUGGCGCAGACAACGACUAA
This is a messenger RNA of Kluyveromyces marxianus DMKU3-1042, 2148 nucleotides long. RefSeq names its product TATA-binding protein-associated factor TAF7 (gene TAF7). The coding region runs from base 1 to 2148 and encodes 715 amino acids. Lineage: Eukaryota; Fungi; Ascomycota; Saccharomycetes; Saccharomycetales; Saccharomycetaceae. The transcript has a single exon. Gene Ontology annotation, biological process: RNA polymerase II preinitiation complex assembly; transcription initiation at RNA polymerase II promoter. Gene Ontology annotation, cellular component: transcription factor TFIID complex. The record is from RefSeq and is a predicted model, not a curated record. Gene Ontology annotation, molecular function: RNA polymerase II general transcription initiation factor activity.